AUGGGCGCGGCGUGCUCCUGUGAGCAGGAUUCUGACGACUCUGUAGUCGUUGGCAAAGAUUCGUCUAAGGUAAGUCAAUCACUUUAAAGUUUUCAGUUGAUUCAAUCUUAUCAGCGCAAAUUUUUUUCAAGUUGUAGAGAAUUGCGCUUCAUGAAAUCGUUGAAGUCCGUGAAAAAAAAAAUUUUUUUUAACAAAAAAGAAAAGCAAGUCGUUUUUACUGUUUUUUAAGUCACUUUUAUUAGAGUUCGCUGAGACGUAUUCUUAAUACAAACUAGAAAAAGCGAAUCACGAAGUAAAUAUCUUUCCAGAAGUCCGAUAUCAUCCACUUCUUCAUGCUGGGAAUCGAAGGAGCCGGCAAAACGACAAUCAUCCGUCAAUUAAAGUGUUUGUGCACACAAAAACCGAACAAUUACCAGGUGGGGAAAGAAAUCAUUAACUGAUUCUAAGAUUCUUCAGAUGUACGACGAAAACUGGAAGUUGGUUCCCACAGAGAAAGUGUUUGCCAGCAGUGAGCUGGACGAUCUCAAAAAGGUCGUUCGUAUCAACCUUAUCAUUGCUCUUGCCUCACUGGCCGAGGUCCUCCGCCAUUAAUCUCCAUUACAACAGAAAAUUUUAGAGAACUAUGGUACGUGGCGCCAUCAUUCAAAACAAAGCCGCGAUGGAGAAAAUCAUGUCGAAAUCCGAGGAGAUUCACCACUCAGGCAAAGACAUCUACGACUUUCACAACCGAAUCGAGACCGUCUUCGGUGAUCAUAUCGUAGAGCUGCUGGCCGACCCGGAGGUGAGCUCAACCAAUGUAAAGAAUCUUAAAGAGCUGUUAGAAACUUUUAAAAAAUGAAUAGCUGAUAAAUUAUAAGCACGAAGAGAAAAUUGAGAUAGCCAAGACUCUGGAGCACAUGAACAGCACGGUGGGACUGAAAGUGGAGGACGGAACGCUAUACUUUAUAAAAGAGUCGAGCAAGAUCCUCAACAUUUUCAACGACGCCUACCAGCUGUCGCCAGACGACAUCGUGCACGUUCGAAAACCGACAGUCACGUUCAAAAGUUACCGAUUUCGAAUCAAACAGCUGCGCGUUGAGAUUCACGACAUGGGUGGCCAGAAAACCGAGCUGGUCAGUUUUUUCUAUAGCUCUGUCAGGUAUGGAACUACUUUUCAAGGUGAAAGUGCCCGAGUUCAUGAAGCAAUUUCUCACCAGCGACGGCCAUUGCUUUCUGCUAUAUGUCUCAUCGAUGGCCGGAUUCCAUGAGCCUGACAAAGAAAAUCGAGACAAGACUGUCCUUGAUAAAAGCUUGAAGAUCAUGGACGUGCGGAAACUACUGCCUUUUUGUACAAAACUUCUGAUUCCAGAUAGUUUUAACGCUGGACGGUGUCGACGAAUGCAGCUUGAUGUUGUUCAUCAACAAACAAGACCGCUUCGAGGAAAUCGUGAGGGAGAAAUCUCGAACGGUCGAAGGACAAGAAGAAAUCAACCGACUUUUGGGCAAAUAUGUUAGAGAAGGUUAUUUUGAAAAAUAGAUACGUGUGAAUUGAAAGAAAGAGCUGUAGGAAAGAAACAAAAAAGCGAGAAUUUCGAGCAUCUGAAAGAUGCGGUGGCGACGAGGUUCAAAGAAGUGAUAAAGCCGCGGAGAAAAGGCAACAGUUCCAAGGGAUACUACAUCAAGUGA
Messenger RNA from Caenorhabditis auriculariae, 1665 nucleotides. Lineage: Eukaryota; Metazoa; Nematoda; Chromadorea; Rhabditida; Rhabditidae. The record is from the annotation of a GenBank genome assembly.